Molecule: messenger RNA, 585 nt
Organism: Trichosurus vulpecula (common brushtail)
Lineage: Eukaryota; Metazoa; Chordata; Mammalia; Diprotodontia; Phalangeridae
Product: clarin-2-like
Exons: 4
Coding region: 1-585 (194 amino acids)
Source: RefSeq, a predicted model, not a curated record
AUGUCUGUCCUGGCCCAGAACAUUAGCAGCUCGGUACCAUCCAUUAGCUUUGAAGGCUCUAUUGACAUAACCUCUCCCCCUACCCCACCAGAUCCCUCAACGCCUCCUCUGAUGGUGCUUUUUGUGCCUCUGGCCUCAGUCUUUCCUCACAUGGUGAAACAACUGAACACUGGCCUUCAUGUCAUGAUUUUAAUCUUCCUUUUUGUGGCCAUGGCCUUGGCUCUGGUCAGUAUGGGGUUUGCAAUCCUCAAUAUGAUAAAGGUCCCGUAUCGUGCAAUAAAUGGGCCUGCUGGUAUAUGUCUGUGGAAUGUACUUGCAGGUGGUGUCGUUGCUUUGGCCAUUGGGAGCUUCAUGGCAGCUGUGAAAUUCCAUGACCUCACAGACAGAAUUGCCAAUUUUCAGGAAAAGAUCUUUCAGUUUGUCAUUGUGGAGGAACAGUACGAAGAGUCUUUCUGGAUCUGUGUGGCAAGCGCUGCUGCUCAUGCAGCAAAUUUGCUGGUGGUAGCCAUAAGUCAGAUUCCCCUUCCUGAGAUAAAGACCAAAAUAGAAGAAGUAACUGUGACAGCAGAGGAUAUCUUGUACUGA